AUAGCUGCUUGGACUGCUGAUAUUGCUGCUCAGAACCCAGACCUUGUCUCUCGCAGUGUAAUCGGGGAAACAUACGAAGGACGGCCACUGUACCUUCUCAAAGUGGGAAAAAGUGGUCAAAAUAAGACGGCCAUCUUUCUGGAUUGUGGUUUCCAUGCAAGAGAAUGGAUCUCCCCUGCUUUCUGCCAGUGGUUUGUGAAAGAAGCUGUUGAGACCUAUGGAAGUGAUACUGUUGUGACCACGCUUCUCAACAGCUUGGACUUCUAUGUUUUGCCUGUUGUUAAUAUUGAUGGUUACGUUUACACUUGGACAAAUAAUCGCUUGUGGAGAAAGACACGCUCUGCAAAUGCUGGUAGCCGUUGCAUUGGUACUGAUCCCAACAGGAAUUUUAAUGCUGGCUGGGGCACUCUUGGGGCCUCAAAAUACCCCUGUGAUUCCACUUACUGUGGCUCUGCACCUGAAUCUGAAAAGGAAACUAAGGCUUUGGCUGAUUUUAUCCGUGAACAUCUUUCUACAAUCAAGGCAUACUUGACGAUUCACUCCUAUUCCCAGCUGCUACUGUUUCCUUAUUCGUAUACCUACGAAUUACCAUCAGAUUAUGAAGAACUGAAUUCCAUUGCUCAGGCUGCAUCUGAACAGCUGGCCAGUUUGUAUAACACCGAAUAUACAUACGGCCCAGGAGCUACAACAAUCUAUGCUGCUUCAGGGGGCUCUGACGACUGGGCCUACGAUCAAGGCAUCAAGUACUCUUUCACUUUUGAGCUCCGAGACACUGGUACAUAUGGUUUUCUUCUCCCUGAAUCUCAGAUAAAGCCAACCUGUGAAGAGACUCUACUUGCUGUUAAAUAUAUCGCCAAUUAUGUCCUUGAGCACUUGUAUUAGAAUGGAGUUCUAAAAACUAUUAAAGAAGGCUUUAUUCAAA
Tauraco erythrolophus (red-crested turaco) is the source of this 922-nucleotide messenger RNA. The record is from RefSeq and is a predicted model, not a curated record. Lineage: Eukaryota; Metazoa; Chordata; Aves; Musophagiformes; Musophagidae.